AUGCCCCCCAAAAAAAUGCUUGUAGAGACAUCGCUAAUAACAGCCGUAGAAGUCAAUCACUUCAUGAAAGCCCUUGAAAGGGAUAUCAGCACUUUUGCCUCCAAGGUGGACCAAGUCCGGUGGCCAUCUUGGUGGCAGGAACCAUAUUCGAGUUCGGGUUCCGGCUGGAUAACCCUGGCAAGCGGCGAUCCUUCUCUACUUUCAUUGAAGCCGAUCUACUUCAUUGCCGAGAAUGUUCUUCGGCGAGACGAUGAUAGGUUGGAAGAUCACAAUAACGCGGAUGCAAAGGAUUGCCAAAUUUCUCUGUGCCGGAAUGAGCGAUUGCUGAACUUAUUUUUCUCCAUUGUUCUGCAUCUCAUCUGCAACAACAUCACAGGAAUCCAUGCAAUUCCCUCAUUCCUCCAAUGGGUGAAUGAAAUGGAUGUACUGGAUCAACUUGCGGUGUAUUUGAAGAUGAAUCUCAAAGAUGCUGGAGCUCUUUUGGAGGCAGCUGUACGUCGGCUCAGACUAGGUCUAUAUGAAGACAGUCGCCUUCCGGCUCCUCGUUCCAACAAACACUCGUGGGGGGAGCAACUAGUUGACUUCUUCGAUAAACAAGGGCUGGGAGUUCCCCCCGAACUGUCUUCACUUCUUCUUCACGCCAUGGCAAGAAAUUCGACCGCAUCAGCUGCAAGGGCUUUACUUUCUCAUGGAGCCGAUAUCAACUUUACCGCACCCAUCGGAUUUGAACACGGCACUAGACCCUUUCGACGCCCCUUUGCCCCAAUCGGGCCCCCGCUAUUUCAAGCCAUAUAUUUCGAGAACCCUGACAUGGCGGAGUUUCUCAUCGAGGAAGGAGCUGAAAUCAAUGACUGUUACCAGGCGGAUUCUCCCGAGUUGUCCUGCAACGCUCUUAGUAUCUGCAUCUCCGAACAUGAACCAUACGUUGCAGAUCUUCUCGUUAGGAAGGGAGCUCAGAUACCUCCAUCGAUCAAAGUCGAUUUGCGGCCCCUCCAAUUCGAGUUGAGGAGCGUAUUCAAUGAUGGAAAGUAUCAGCUUCUUCGGCAAUGGGUCCGUCAUCGCCUGCCACUCAUUGAUCUGAUCGUUCAAGCUGCGAGCAUCGGUAACAGCGAGCUCUCCAAAGUCCUUCUACAACACAACAUACUUCAGGAGAUGGCUUUGGAAUGCGCCUUGCGUCGAGCCAUCAAAGCGCGAGACACUCUCGCUGUGCAAACGCUACUCCAACGUGGCGUGAAUCCUAAUCCGCCUCCAUGUCAGAUCGAAUGCUCGAGAUUGCUUGGCAUUGACGACGACAUAGUGAGAGUGGCACCAAUAUGUCUGACCGACAAUACUAGUCAAGAAAGUAUGGACAUCAUGUUGUUACUAUUGCGGGCUGGUUCUGAUAUGCCCCAUCACACUCUCAUCGACAUGUUGCGAUCCGACACUGUUGUACCAAAAAAGCGAGACAUUGAUAUACCACUGCUAUACUCCCUUUUGGGGUCGAGUGUGUUGGAAACGCCAAUCAUUGGAGCUUCUGCCUUAGUAACCGGAGUCAUCAGAGGCAGCUUGAUGUCGUGCAGUUACCUCCUUGAUCACAAAGCUCCCCUUAACUACCAUGGAGCCCGUAGAAUGAGCUGCUUACAACGGGCGGCACGUCAAAGAAGCUUACUCCUUACACGUUUCUUCCUCGAACGUGGCGCUGAUGUUAACUUUGCUGCCCAUGAGGAUGGAGGACGUACGGCACUGCAGAGCGCUGUCGAAUGGGGUGCAACCUCAGUUGCACAGCGCACAUACCCAUUCAAAUCAAUCAAACAAAUAAGUCAAACAAACAGUCAAAUAUAG
Colletotrichum lupini is the source of this 1821-nucleotide messenger RNA. RefSeq lists its product as uncharacterized. The transcript has a single exon. Bases 1 to 1821 code for a protein of 606 amino acids. Lineage: Eukaryota; Fungi; Ascomycota; Sordariomycetes; Glomerellales; Glomerellaceae. Gene Ontology annotation, molecular function: protein binding. The record is from RefSeq and is a predicted model, not a curated record.